Molecule: messenger RNA, 2768 nt
Organism: Piliocolobus tephrosceles (Ugandan red Colobus)
Lineage: Eukaryota; Metazoa; Chordata; Mammalia; Primates; Cercopithecidae
Gene: JMJD4
Product: jumonji domain containing 4
Exons: 6
Coding region: 220-1563 (447 amino acids)
Biological process (GO): positive regulation of translational termination; protein hydroxylation
Cellular component (GO): cytoplasm; nucleus
Molecular function (GO): sequence-specific DNA binding; 2-oxoglutarate-dependent dioxygenase activity
Source: RefSeq, a predicted model, not a curated record
GAAAGCCAGACGUAAUCCACAGGCGUUUUGCUGCGCCUCUACGCCUCGGCGCCUGCGCAGUGAAGAUCGCAGCGAGCCGCGCGCUUGCGUGUAGGACCGAAGCCCCAGGCGCUGAUCCGGCGGAAACGCGGCGCCCUCUGUCUUCCGGUUUCGACGCUGGUUGUCACCGUUUCCGCUCCGGCGGAAGUGAGAAGGGUCCUUCGACCUGUGCUGAGCUGGAUGGACCGCGAGACGCUCGCCCUCGCUAACCGCCACUUCCGAGGCCUGGGGGGUGGUGUCCCCGGCAUUGGCCAGGCUCCGGGCCGGGUAGCCUUCGUCUCGGAGCCGGGCGCCUUCUCCUACGCCGACUUUGUGCGGGGCUUCCUCCUGCCCAACCUGCCCUGCGUGUUCUCCAGCGCCUUCACGCAGGGCUGGGGCAGCCGGCGGCGCUGGGUGACGCCCGCGGGGAGGCCAGACUUCGACCACCUGCUACGGACCUACGGAGACGUGGUUGUACCAGUUGCAAACUGUGGGGUCCAAGAAUACAACUCGAACCCCAAAGAGCACAUGCCUCUGAGAGACUACAUCACCUACUGGAAAGAGUACAUCGAGGGGGGCUACUCCUCUCCCAGGGGCUGUCUCUACCUCAAAGACUGGCACCUGUGCAGGGACUUCCCGGUGGAGGACGUUUUCACCCUGCCUGUGUACUUCUCAUCCGACUGGCUGAAUGAGUUCUGGGACGCACUGGAUGUGGAUGACUACCGCUUUGUCUACGCAGGGCCUGCAGGCAGCUGGUCCCCGUUCCAUGCUGACAUCUUCCGCUCCUUCAGCUGGUCUGUCAAUGUCUGUGGGAGGAAGAAGUGGCUCCUCUUCCCCCCAGGGCAGGAAGAGGCCCUGCGGGACCGCCACGGCAACCUGCCCUAUGACGUGACCUCCCCGGCACUCUGCGAUACGCACCUGUACCCGCGGAGCCAGCUGGCAGGCCCACCCUUGGAGAUCACGCAGGAGGCGGGCGAGAUGGUGUUUGUGCCCAGUGGGUGGCACCACCAGGUGCACAACCUGGACGACACCAUCUCCAUCAACCACAACUGGGUCAAUGGCUUCAACCUGGCUAACAUGUGGCGCUUCCUGCAGCAGGAGCUAUGUGCCGUGCAGGAAGAGGUCAGCGAGUGGAGGGACUCCAUGCCCGACUGGCACCACCACUGCCAGGUGGAGCAGCUGCGUGUGGAGGCUAUCAGUACCAGGUCCCUGGGAGGCCUGCAGGCUCAGGGCGGGUGUGGCUGUCAGGCCGAGCUGUGGGUCAUCAUGAGGUCCUGCUCGGGCAUCAACUUUGAAGAAUUUUACCACUUCCUCAAGGUCAUUGCUGAGAAGAGGCUCCUGGUCCUAAGGGAGGCGGCCGCUGAGGACAGUGCUGGGUUGGGCUUCGAACAGGCAGCCUUUGAUGCUGGGCGCAUCACAGAGGUGCUGGCCUCCUUGGUUGCGCACCCCAACUUCCAGAGAGUGGACACCAGCGCGUUCUCACCGCGGCCCAAAGAGCUGCUGCAGCAGCUGAGGGAGGCUGUUGAUGCCGCUGUGGCCCCAUAGCACCUGUCUUGAGGACAGAAGGACGGGUGGACGAGAGGCAGCCUCCUGCUCCAGGGCCCUUCCAGAAAUAGACUGCCCUCCCUGUGACCUGGGGCCCAUCCCUGUCGAGGCUCGUGGCCUGCCUGUUCAUGGCCACUGCCUGGGUGCCCGUUUUCAGGUGAGGACCAAUGACGUCAGGGACCCAAGAAGGGAUGUGGCCCUUCUGACCUGCAGCAGGUCUGCUGGGAGCUUGGAGAUGGCACCAUGACCUGGCUCUUUUGGGGGCCCUGCCUCCUUAAGGCAGGAUGCCUGAGCUGAUAGGAGUCUGUGUCUGAUGUGCCUUCUCUGGAGUCUCCUCUCAGCCCGGUCCCCUCGUCUCAGGCCAUUGGGCCACCCCUGGCUCUGCCCUAUGGGCUCAGGAAGAGGUUGGAGCAGCGCUGGGCAAGCUCACCAGGGCCUCCAGGCAGGACUGGGUUGGCCUCCAUCAUCUCCAGGUGAUGGGCUGUGGAGCCAGUGGCCAGGGCCUUCCUCUGGGUACCCAGAGGGGAGGGCUGGGCUGGGCUGGCCUCUGCCACCUCCCUACUUUUGGAGUAGCCUUCACAGGGCCUGUGGGUACCUGGAGAGGCCACGGGUGUGGGAGUGGAAUCCCAUCUGCUGCUGAAUCCUCACUUGGGCCUGAGGGGCUGUGCCUGCUGUGCACUCACAGCUGGGUCUUCGCAAGGAUGCUGUUCUCAGGAGUGGUGGGUCUCUGGCCCCUCUUCACAGUGGGCAUGAUGGAGGUGUGGGCGGGCUUGUCCAGGCCGAUCAAGGCACAGCGGUGAGCAGUGGAGGCCUGUGAUGGGGAAUGGACUCUCGUGGGAUCCUCCUGCAGAGGAUGCCCCAGGCCUGAACCCUCUAGUGGAUCCACAGUUUGUGGAGACUGGCACUCUGCCAGCCCUGUCCUUGACCCAGAGUGCAACACUUUUUCAGUUGGCCCCUGGUUGGCUGCCCCACCCCAGCAGGGGAGGAGGCAUCUGAAUCCGCAGGGAUGGCACGUGCCAUGGCUGUGUGCAUUGCCUGCCCAUGGCAUCCACUGGGGCCGCUGGCACUUGUCUAGGAUGGAAGCCCCUAAGAAGGGCCGGGGUUUCUGUCUGCUCUGUUCAAUGAAUCAUGUGAAGUGCCUGCAAAAGCAGCUUUACACAGUAGGUGCUUCAUAUGUGUCUGUCCAGUGAAUGAGCUCCAGCCAA